CCCUUCGGUUGAUGUAAAAAAAAAAAAUCCGUCCCUCUAUACUGGAAUGAUGUGGACCUCUCAUGAUACUGUUGGAUUUGUUUUCUUAGUCGGAUUUUGUGUGCAAUACGGAUUCUCCUUUGAAGGUCGCUUCACGGAUGUGCCCUCCAACAUGACGGUUAAAGAGGGACAAAACAUAGAAAUGGCGUGUGCUUUCCAGAGCAGAUCCGCGUCUGUGUAUUUGGAGAUCCAGUGGUGGUUCGUGAAAGCACCGGAACCCACUGACAGCAAGGAGGACAUCGAUGCUGAGCAGAUGGAGAUGAUACCAGAGGCUGAUCCUGAUGAUGAGGGGACAAAAAUAAGUACAGUGAGAGUCCAGGGCAAUGACAUCUCACACAAGCUGCAGAUCUCCAGUGUCAGCAAGAUUGACGAAGGACUGUAUGAGUGCCGGGUGACACGAGCUAACUAUGGAGAAAUUGUAGAGUACAAAGCCAAAGCCUGGCUGAAGGUCAACACCACUGCCAGGCCACAACGACCAAUGCUGCCUCCCAAGAAGAGCUCCCCACUGCACCUGACGGACAAGAAGCUGAGAAAGUCCACCUCACCUCAGGGGCAGGACAGCAUGAGUUCAGAUCAGAGAAUGGCCUCCACCUCCACCUCUCACACAUCCUCCAAUACAGCUAAACACAACCCCAGCUCUGGUACAAGAAUAUCAUCCAGCUAUGGACUAGCUGCCCUCCUUCUGGCCUGUGGUUUGGUGAGGGAUGGCUUGUUAUAAUUUGAAGAACCCAGAUCUCGCUCUCUCUCUGUUUACUCCCAAUCGAGAAAAUUGCCACUUUUAUUUGACCCCCCCCCCACAGUGCAGAAAGAACAAUUGGCCCUCAUUUCCCAGCCACUAUUGCUCUUGCACCCAGCACAUUGUUAUUAGCCACUGUAAACACCAGUCACCUUUACACCAGUUGGAUUACCUUUUGUACAGGCGUCGACUCAACACCAUCUGAGGUGCAACGCUCUGGUGUGAAAAUGGACUCUGUAUCUUAUUGGAUAAUUCUCAUGCAAAAAUGACUCUCUUUUGGUUUCAAUGUUCCAAUUCAUGUGUUCAUUACUCAAAAGUGAACAAGAAAAAAGGAGAAUCUAUAUUUGUGUAAUAUAUACGAUUAAAGAUAUAUAUCGAUUUUAAACAUGUGCUGUAUACAUAGCUGACACUCACUAUAUUGGCCAUUGAACUUCAUUGUGAAUAAGCACUCUGGCCCUCUGAAAGAAACAAAUUCAAGUACAGGUUAAUUUAGACUGUUAACAUCAUAACCAUCAGGUUAAAACACACACAAAAAAAGCUAAAAUUCCUAAAUUUCCUUUCGCCUGUAUUGGCCACCCAAAUUAUCUAAUGCGCAUGAUGUCUUCUUAGUGUUGCAUAUAAAGAUGUUCAUGGCUUUUGGUCUGAAGGCUUAAAAGAGGGGAACAUAUUUUGGAGGAACAUUAUUUGAACUACAUUAGUCAACACUUAGAGUUCAGUGUUACAGUAUGUUGAAUUUAGUUUUAUUUUAAUGUGCUACCUUGGUGUGAAAAAAAUGUCCCAUGUCAUUUUAAUUUGUAUUGCAUCCUUAGUAGGACUAAAAUUUAUGUCACAAUUUAUGAGUCAUUCAAAAUCCUGAUAUGUGACCGUUGGAUGAUUCAUUUUGAUUAACCUGCACCGUUUUAAAUGGUAUUCAUCAGUUGCUGUGCACCUCCCUGGUAUGUCUCGUUAUUACAGAGGAUCAAUGUGUAUUUACCCACUUUGGAUCAUGAGUAGUGCUAGUUUGUAUUAUGUUUUGGCAAGCACACAGCACACAUAUUUGCACAUUUACAGGCAGAUAAGUGACAUGAGAUGCAACCUAGAGAGUAGACUUGCUUAUCAUCAACAUUUUAUAUGGCCCGUGUUUGGGAAAAAUAAGUUACUUUUGUUUAUUUUUUUCUCUUAGAUCUCAGAGUAAUAUAUUUCAGCUUUAUUUUAAAAUGAUAUAUCAAAGAGAUUUGUAUCCAUACAGAGCAUUUAUGAGCAAAACGCUUUGACAAUCUGACACAAACACAGGGAUAGGUGUUGUUUGGCUUCAUAGUGCCACAACUCUUAUAUUCAGAUCAUUACCAUGAUACAGUAUAACCUCCAGAAUAAAAAGGGAUUCUUCUGUUGUUGUUAACUUUUGAGCUGAAAAGGAAAUUGUACAUCAUCCAUUAGAAAUGCAGGUGCUCCCAUUCAAACUGAAAUAUUAAUAAAUAAUAGAAUAGUUUAUUUAUGUCUCAAUCAUGCUGUAAGUGAAUGUUAUCCACUGUCCCCAAAGCACUAUUUUUGCUCAGUUGAUGCCCAAAACUUACACCCACUUUAAGGUGGUCAAACCAAUACUUACAAUAAUUGCCAAUAAUUACUGUCCUGUGUGUUUUCAAAAAGGAAAAAUACUCACCUCACUUUGUGCUUUUAUUCUGCAAAGCACAAUAAAAGCACAAUAAAAGCACCUACCCCAAAGUAUAGUUGUACUGCAUUCCCAAAGAACUGUGGUGGGAAACUCGUUGCUUAAGCAUCAAGGUUCAAAGGCUGACAGAGUAUGUCAUGCUUUGGGAUCAGACCAGAGACCUCUCCUGAUCAGCAUCUUCUAGCCUGGGUACAAGAUGUGUACGCAAUAGCAGACAACCCUGUCAAAUCGCUCAAAGAGCUUCAGGGUGUAUUUGGACAGUUAAUCUAGCAUCACUUUCAUAUAUAUGCCACUCUGCUGUGACUGGAAAUUCAUUGCCUUGAUUUGAAAUGAGAAAUCUUAUGUUAUGAUUCAGAAUGUAUAGUUUGCAGAAAAAAGUACAUCUUAUUUUAUGGCAUUGAGAAUGGAAUUUGGAUGUCGAUUCUAUUGGAAUUGUGCCCGAGCACUUUGAACAAAGUGUGCACAGUUUGAGUGGACAUGUUGACUUUGUCCAACCCUCGUAAAAAGUUACAGAUCUGUACAACUUGUAAAUGAAAUAAUCAGCAUGUUAACAUUUUUAAAUGUUAACAAAUUUAAAAAAGGCAGAGGCCAGUGAUGUUCUGUACUUGUAAUAAUGGUGUCAUGUACUCAUAUUCAAGUGUUAACAAAUCCAAAGUGGGUCUUCAUCUCUUUAAAAAGGAA
Molecule: messenger RNA, 3104 nt
Organism: Xiphias gladius (swordfish)
Lineage: Eukaryota; Metazoa; Chordata; Actinopteri; Istiophoriformes; Xiphiidae
Gene: vstm2a
Product: V-set and transmembrane domain containing 2A
Exons: 5
Coding region: 47-757 (236 amino acids)
Source: RefSeq, a predicted model, not a curated record